Fulmarus glacialis (Northern fulmar) is the source of this 594-nucleotide messenger RNA. RefSeq names its product ubiquitin-conjugating enzyme E2T (putative) (gene UBE2T). The coding region runs from base 1 to 594 and encodes 197 amino acids. NCBI's taxonomy places the organism in Eukaryota, Metazoa, Chordata, Aves, Procellariiformes, Procellariidae. The record is from RefSeq and is a predicted model, not a curated record. The transcript is spliced from 6 exons.
AUGCAAAGAGCAUCACGACUGAAGAGGGAGCUCUCCCUCUUGACCACGGAGCCACCUCCAGGCAUCACCUGCUGGCAAAAUGAAAACCAGCUGGAUGACCUACGAGCACAAAUUUUAGGAGGUGCAGACACACCAUAUGAGAAAGGAAUAUUCAACCUGGAAAUAGUUGUUCCUGAAAGGUACCCGUUUGAGCCCCCAAAGAUUCGCUUUCUGACCCCUAUCUAUCAUCCUAACAUUGACUCUGCUGGAAGGAUUUGCCUGGAUGUUCUUAAAUUACCACCAAAGGGUGCGUGGAGACCUUCCUUGAACAUCUCCACGCUGCUGACCUCCAUACAGCUGCUGAUGGCAGAGCCCAACCCUGACGACCCUCUCAUGGCAGACAUAUCCUCAGAGUACAAGUACAACAAGCAGCUGUUCUUGCUAAAUGCCAAAGAGUGGACUGAGAAAUAUGCAAGCCAGCAGAAGAGGGCUUCCAAGCCUUUGGAAGAGAAAAUAAACCAAAGCGAAACAAGUAUUGCCAAUGAAUCUACCGUGCAGAAAAGAAAAGGGAGUAAUAUCAGCAAGAAGGAGAAGAAAUCGCGCCUGGAUUCCUAG